AUCCGCUCAGUCUUUGGGAUUCUCCAUGGCCACGGGCCACUAGUUUCUGUGAAACUUCUUCGAGAUCAGCUCCGCGACGACCAUCGCCGAAGAAAGUGGAAGAAACUACGCAACAAUGAUGCUGAGAUCUCUCAAUCUUCUAUUAGGAUUUAAUGCAUCUCCAUUUCGGCGGUGGAACCCUCGUUGCUCUAUAUCUUUACCCAAGAUUGUUCCUCUUUUCGAUUCGAGCAUUACCUCAUCUCCCCAAUCUCGGCAGUUCUCCGUGUCCUUGCUCCCUAGAUACAGUAUUGGCAUUAAGGCUUUGCAGGUAUCUUCCAGUGGCUCGGAUUCGUAUACAGGCGGAGAAGCGGCCGCUGCGCCGGCGAUAGCGUCUCCAGUGGAGAAUUACGCGCAUAAGCCAAAAGAUAUAUUUUGCCAGUUUUGUGGGGGCCGAACAAAGCAAGUGAUACCUGAUGGAGAUGAGAAGAUGAGAGCAGUCUGCACAGUCUGUGGAGCAAUUCACUAUGAAAACCCAAAGAUGGUUGUUGGUUGCCUGGUGGAGCAUGAUGGUAAAGUUCUGCUUUGCAAACGGAAUAUUUACCCCUCUUAUGGCCUUUGGACUCUUCCUGCUGGUUACUUGGAAAUUGGGGAGUCAGCUGCUCAAGGGGCAAUGAGGGAAACCUUUGAAGAAGCAAAUGCUGAAGUAGAAAUUAUUUCACCAUUUGCUCACUUGGAUAUUCCUCACAUUGGACAAAGCUAUAUCAUAUUCCGAGCAAAAAUGAAGGAGCCUUAUUUUUCACCUGGUCCAGAGUCAUUGGAAUGCAUGCUAUUCACACUGGACGACAUACCCUUUGGAUCGCUUGCUUUUUCAUCAAUAUAUGUCACACUAAAAAUGUAUGCUGAAGAUGUCAAGAAUGAAAAGCUUAGAUUUCAUUACUGCACCAUAAACAAGAGGCCUGGGGCAAGCCCAUCUGAUCCAAAUGGUUUUGAUAUGGAACAUCACUUGCAGUCUUGAAGAUUACAGGUCAGUGUUGUGUGUUUUUUCUUGACCAUUUUGGCCUUCUCAAUCUGUAAUUCUUCUUCACUGAAAUGUGGGUUAGGAUGGGUUGCUUUAUGUAUGGUUAUCAAUUGCACAUGUUGAUAAAUAGAUUUUUUUUUUUAGUUAUUAUAAUUCUUUUGAGAUUUGAAACUGA
This is a messenger RNA of Dendrobium catenatum, 1172 nucleotides long. Its product is annotated as nudix hydrolase 23, chloroplastic. Lineage: Eukaryota; Viridiplantae; Streptophyta; Magnoliopsida; Asparagales; Orchidaceae. The coding region runs from base 116 to 994 and encodes 292 amino acids. The transcript has 7 exons. The record is from RefSeq and is a predicted model, not a curated record. Gene Ontology annotation, molecular function: hydrolase activity.